Blastomyces gilchristii SLH14081 is the source of this 381-nucleotide messenger RNA. RefSeq lists its product as uncharacterized. The record is from RefSeq and is a predicted model, not a curated record. The coding region runs from base 1 to 381 and encodes 126 amino acids. NCBI's taxonomy places the organism in Eukaryota, Fungi, Ascomycota, Eurotiomycetes, Onygenales, Ajellomycetaceae. The transcript has a single exon.
AUGCUUGUCUUUUCGACUGUGGUAAAUGGCUGGAUAAAUCUAGGCCGGCGACACGAACAUAAAUUAGCAAAAGCAGUGUUUGGCGGUUCUGGAAAGGUGUCGGAGUUCAUAUGGAUGUUUCUCCCAAAGAGCCCUCCUCCUGACGUCAGGAGCACGGACCCUUCUUCUCCACCUGCGCUUCAUACAGCUCUUUUGAUUGGCUGGAGCCCUUCAGAUGACCCCUGUCAGGCUAAAUUUAAGCUCAAUGCCAAGAAGUCUAACUUACUUAAGCUUAACGCUAAUUUAACGACUUCCACAUUGAUUGGUCCUAAUACCGCUACCGCUACACGCGGCUCAGGGCUGUCGGCGAUGUUGGCUGUUGGCUGUCGGGGUACGGAGUAG